Ostrea edulis (European flat oyster) is the source of this 2679-nucleotide messenger RNA. RefSeq lists its product as uncharacterized. The transcript has 4 exons. The coding region runs from base 1707 to 2216 and encodes 169 amino acids. The record is from RefSeq and is a predicted model, not a curated record. Lineage: Eukaryota; Metazoa; Mollusca; Bivalvia; Ostreida; Ostreidae.
GCUCCCAGAUUUAGUACAAUCAUAAAUUCCUUCAAUGGGCCAGCACAGUUUCUUACAAUUAUCUGAAGCACCAUUAAUCAGGAAUAUCCACAUCAAACAUAACCAUAGGUCUAACGGUCUCGCCAUCAUGCCGUGAUGGGUGCGCGGGUAAAUCCUGCACGGGUUUUUGAUCACAUGACCUCCCUCCAUCUCCUCUCUCUCUCUCUCUCUCUCUCUCUCUUAACAAAAUCAGAAAAGGGGGGUAUAAGCCUAACACCUUGAUCUGUAAAUGUAAUAGAAGCAAAAAAAAAAAAAAAAAAAAAAUCCAAAAAACUCGGAUAGAGAAAAUUGAUUUAAUUUAUAAAUAACAUCCUUUAUUACAAAGUUGUUGACUGAUUUGUCCAAAGAUUUAAGUAAAUCACAUUUAGCCCUCGUUUACUACAUUUAAUGUUAUAUAUAAAAUGUCAGUUUUGUAUAUCAGUGUCAGACUUGCGGUAGGUGAACCUCACUGAUAAAAUUUAAACAGCAAUUUAAUCGAAUGGUUAAUUACAUAGCAAAUGCGAGGUUAACGCUUUAUCUUCUUUGAAAUGAAUAAUUUACAUCAUAACCUGCUAGACUAGUAUACUUUACGAUCACGAGUUAAAAAUCACUCUUUUUUAACAUAACUUAAAUAGAGAACAAGUCAUAAUCAUAAUAUGCUGUAACACCCCUGCGCUGAUGUUGCAAGAUAGAUUGAUAGCGCUAAGAUUAAUAUCAUGAUUAAAUCAAAAGGACACAUUGAAUAAAGAAUACAAAGAACUAGAUACUGUACAUAUUCUCUUACAUAGUUGAAUAAAGAUGCUACAUUGGAUUGAAACGAGGUGACAUGAAUUCCUUUUUUUUCUUACAAUACCUGUGUUUACAGGUGUAGAAAAAAAAUAGAGCAACCAUGAAUUAAUUAACAUAAUUUCACCUCAUUAGAGACCUUCCAGGUAUGCGCAUAUCACUCCUGUCAGGGGUGUCGCGCAGAUAUGUCACGACACAGCGGUAUUUUUAAAAAGGGAAUAUAAUUCAGUUACUGGAGUAGAGCACCUGCGUCAUUAUCGUGAUGUAUUUUUUUCUUUGACCCGUCAAACUCGUACCCACGGAGAAGGCGCGGAUUGGGUGGUAAACUGUCCCAACCCACUUAAUUUUGUUUGUAUUAUUUCCUCAUUUCCUCACCGAAUUUUUCAUUCAAGACAUAUAAAUACAACGGAGUUUUGCAUUACGUUAUCACCUUGAGAAAAUGGCAGAAGAAUAUCUACAGUUUCUGUAAGUAAUUUUUUUAUUUAAACUUUUCAAAAUUAAUUAAAUAAACUUAGGGAAAUAACAGCUAAUUCGUUUUAAAGAACAACAUAUCUUACAUGCUAACUUUUAAGGAAUCUUUUAUUCAUAUUUUAUUCUCACUUCAUAAAACAAAGAAUUUAGAUUUUAAUAAAACUAUGUUUUCCCCCUAAAAUCUUGAUAUUUUUUUUAUUAUUAAUGCAAUAUUAAUGAUUAAAAACUAUUUUACCGUAAAAAUCUUGGUCCACAUACAAUCUAGUAGCAUAUCAUGACAUUAGUAAUGGUAUUUUAUACGUAUUAUUAUAUAUUUUUCUUUAUAUUUCCACAAAUUCAUUCAAUUAAAAUAACAUAUGAAAACAAUUAUAGUUCGUCGUUUUUUUCCUAUGCUGUUUUGCUGUCUUGUCUAGUCAUUAACAUAUUUUUAAAUGUUCCUUAAAAAUAAUUUUGGUAUAAAUUUACAUUAUCACAGUGACGCAACCAAAUCCACAGAUUCGUUUUCGGAGUUUGAGGAGAUGUGGUUACAAAUGGGGGAGGACUUAGAAAAGUCAGCAUUCGGACCUCCUUACAUUCCAACCCCUCCCUCUCCAAGCUACCAUACAACAUUUAGGACAAUUGCUAAAGAAGAUGAGUCAUUAAAAAGACCCUCAAGUCCUACACCAGAAAACCAGGUUGACAGCAGUAGUUCUGAUGCAGGCAGAUUCAGUCACGUGGAAGACUCCAUUCUGACUAAUCUGAGGAGAACAAACCCUGUAAAAUUACAACAGCUGGAAAACAGAAUGAGGGAACCAGGCCUAGGACAAGUCACGGUCUCAGAUUUUAAAGAACAGUUUGAAAUUGUACAGAGUCUGAUGACCAGAGUUGAAAACGAUUGUGCGCAAAUGAAGAUAAUCAUGAACUUCAUUGAAGACACCUUGAUUAAAAAAAGAGCUGUGUAAAAAGGGUCAAGUUCACGACCUUGUAGUUCGGUUUGAAGUUUGUGUAAAUGUAUGCGACUUUUGUCUUAAACCGUUGAAAUCAGUGGUCUAAGAAAAGUCUUAAGAACUUCUGAGGAUUGUUCACACAUUAAAAUUAUCAAGAACUCUGUGGAAGAAAAAACGAGUAAGGGAAUUCCAACAACAGUGACUGUGAAUAUAAUGAAAUAAUAUUUAACCCUUUUAAAGGAAAUAGAAAUAUUUGUGAAAAAGUAUAUUGUAGUAACACAGAUUUAUGUACCUAUAGUGUUUGAGUUUAUCUUUUGUGUGUACAUGUGCUUGACACUUAUACAAAUAAAUUAAUGUCUUGUUUUAUGAUAGUGUUGAGACAUUGGAAAACUUUUUUUAAAAGAAAAAACCAUAAUGAUGUGUAAAUGCAUAAUCUUUUCAUGUGAUAGAAAAUAUUAUUAAACUUUUACUUACUUAU